This is a messenger RNA of Phaeoacremonium minimum UCRPA7, 1554 nucleotides long. Its product is annotated as putative zinc finger protein yan protein. Lineage: Eukaryota; Fungi; Ascomycota; Sordariomycetes; Togniniales; Togniniaceae. The transcript has 2 exons. Gene Ontology annotation, cellular component: preribosome, large subunit precursor. The coding region runs from base 1 to 1554 and encodes 517 amino acids. Gene Ontology annotation, biological process: ribosomal large subunit biogenesis. The record is from RefSeq and is a predicted model, not a curated record. Gene Ontology annotation, molecular function: nucleic acid binding; zinc ion binding.
AUGAAGAGUGACUGGCAUCGCUACAACCUCAAGCGCCGAGUGGCCUCACUGCCCCCUAUCUCAUCCGAGGUUUUCACCGAGAAGGUUUUGCAGGCGCGAGCGAGUACAACGGCAGAGGCGGAACGAGCCGGUUUUCAGAAGGAGUGCGAAGUCUGCCACAAGACAUACUACAGUGAGAACUCGUACCAAAACCACAUCGGGAGCCAGAAACACAAGGCUAGGGAGGCAAUGCAAGAGCGACAGAAUGGUACGGGCGAUGAUGCUAGCUCCAUGAUCAGCUCGACCUUCUCUCUGGGAGAGCCAGUCCCUGUCAAGAAGGAUGCGGAGCUCGACUCGGAUGCCGAGGAGGAGUUCACCAACAUCAUUGAGGGUCUGAAGAAGACCGAGUUGCGGGAGCGGCCUUCCCCCGUGAAGCGUCCGUCGAACCCCCAUCUCUCUGCUACAGGACAGCACAAACAAGAACACCCCAUAUCCGAGGCCUCCAGCGACCAACCGUCAUCUACUACAACCCCAGUGCCGUCCAAGUCUGCUCCCGUGCUGACUCUCAAGAAUUGUCUGUUUUGCAAUUAUGAAUCCCCUACCGUGCGCCUGAGCGCCACACACAUGGAGCGCAUCCACGGAAUGUUCAUCCCCGAGAAGCAAUAUCUUGUGGACCUGGACGGAUUGUUGUCCGCACUGCAAGAGCGCAUCCAGGAGUUCAAUGAGUGUCUGUAUUGUGGCAAGGUCAAAUCUAACGCAUUUGCUGUGCAAACCCACAUGCGCGACAAGGGCCACUGCAAGAUCCCUUACACCACCGAGGACGAGCAGUUGAUGAUUGGCGAAUUCUACGACUUCCGAAGCACCUAUUCAGAUGACGAGGAGUCAGAAGAUGAGUCUAUGGACGAUGAGCAGCAGAAUGGCGGUGCCAAGCUUGGUGCCAAGCGGCCAACCACUGUGCGCGGUGAGGAUGGCGACGAGGUCAUGGAGGAGGACGAUGGCUGGGAGACGGAUAGCUCAGAGUCGUCUUUGGACUCGGCGGAUCUCACAGCCGUUCCUGCUGAGCAGCAUUACCACCAAUACGAGCGCCUUGAUAAACAUCCGCACCACACAAAUCACGAUCCCCGAGCGCACCGCCAGAUAGAUGGCUAUCAUUCCCAUGCGCACAAGCACACACAUGCCGUCUUCUACGACGAGUAUGAGCUCCACCUGCCGUCAGGCAAGUCUGUCGGUCACCGUUCUUUGAACAGAUACUUCCGCCAGAACCUGACCAACUACCCAUCCGCCGAGGAGCGAGAGGAACAGCGCCUGGCUAUCGAGGCUGGCAGUCCCGAUGCUAUGGACGUCGACGACGACAACCAGGUUGCCAGGAGAGACGAUCGUGGUCGUGGCCGCGCUCUGGUCAGCCGGGCUAACGGCGGGCUGGGCAUGGCUGGCGUGUCGGACAAGAAGAAGCAAGAGGUGAAGAAGUCUGAACAGCGGGGUCGUACCAAGGGCCAGUUCCGGGCGAAGCGAAACGAGUGGGCUCUCAACAGACAAGCCAACCACCAGAAGUAUUUCCACUACAGCAUCUUGUAA